Molecule: messenger RNA, 5119 nt
Organism: Carassius auratus (goldfish)
Lineage: Eukaryota; Metazoa; Chordata; Actinopteri; Cypriniformes; Cyprinidae
Gene: kcnh2a
Product: potassium voltage-gated channel, subfamily H (eag-related), member 2a
Exons: 15
Coding region: 484-4206 (1240 amino acids)
Biological process (GO): regulation of heart rate by cardiac conduction; membrane repolarization during cardiac muscle cell action potential; regulation of ventricular cardiac muscle cell membrane repolarization
Cellular component (GO): plasma membrane
Molecular function (GO): inward rectifier potassium channel activity
Source: RefSeq, a predicted model, not a curated record
UGUGCUCGCUGAAGAGUGGCACUCUGAAAGGUAACAUCAGGAGGAGUGAAUCAUGCAGUCCUCCACACCCAUGACUCCUUUCCCUCCCCAACCAUCCUCUCAAAUCUAUACACUACUACUCAAUCUUAUUUUUAAGCGCUCCCAAACACAGAGGGGAUGUUUCACAGUGAUUGAGUGGACUGGGAUAGAAAGUAGUUUUGCAUACAUUUGCAAAAAAAGGAAGGAGGUGACGUGAGGUAAUAGCGCAGACAGAUGUUUUACUGAGCGCGAGGAUGCGCGCAAUGACAGAUUCAAGGCGUAAUUACUGUGUGACUUUAAAGUGGCGCGCGCUCGUGUUGCGUUGUUACGUCGAUGAUGUGUAAAUGUAAAGCUUGUUUGCAUGUCUGAGUCCUGGCAGCGCAGUCAGUUUAGCUCUCUUAUUGAAAAUAAGCACAAUCAGAGGCGGAACUUGCAGAACUUUUUGCCCCACUAAAGUAGGACAUAAUGCCUGUUCGACGCGGACACGUUGCGCCUCAGAACACCUUCCUGGACACCAUCAUUCGAAAAUUCGAGGGUCAAAAUCGCAAAUUCAUUAUAGCCAAUGCUCGAGUUGAAAACUGUGCCAUUAUCUUUUGCAAUGAUGGUUUUUGCGGCAUGUGCGGCUACACACGUGCAGAGGUCAUGCAGAAGCCGUGUACCUGCAGUUUUCUGUAUGGACCGCAUACUGGACGACCAGCGGUGGCCCAGAUGACCAAAGCCUUACUGGGCUCUGAAGAAAGGAGAGUGGAGAUCUCCCUAUAUAGGAAAGAUGGUGUGUGUUUGCCGUGCUUUGUGGAUGUGGUUCCAGUUAAGAAUGAGGAUGGCUUAGUCAUCAUGUUCAUCCUGAAUUUUGAGCUGGCAGAUCAGCAGGACAGACCCUUCGACAGCUCACCAGGCAGAGAGAUCAACCACAAACACACCAUCCCAUGGCUCUCUAAAGCUAAAAGGCGGCGUCUCAGGCUGCCCCUGCCCUUGCUGCGCUCCCUGAGUGGCAGUAAACAGUCUGUGAAUGAAGAUUCUGAAAGAGGCCCCAUGCAGCCGAUGCCCCAUAUGGGCCAUGAGUCCGUAACCCUGGACAAACUGCUCUCCCUGCCUGAGCGCUCUGCACUGGGAGGAUCUCAGCAAUUUUUUUGGGAAGAUAAGGCACAGAAUGAGCCUGAAAGUGAGCCAGGGCCAUCAGAAGCAUCCCCACCCCUGCCUCACGGCUUCUCUCAGUCCUCCCCUCGUCUGCACAACCUCACCUCAGAGGCAUCUCCAUCAACCUGCAGCAUGGCACACAGCCGCUCCUGCGAGAGCCUGCGGCCCUCACCCUCCACCAGUGACUUCAACUGGGACAGGAAACUGCCCGUCAGACCCAGUAGCGCAGGUGCCAUGCACUACAAAGCCAGCUUGCAGAAUGCUACUUCCGAUUCAGAUCUCAUUCGGCUCCGGACCUCAGCUCAGGGCCCCCGAAUAUCACACACCUUAACAGAUAUGAAGCCAGACCCCUUAAUCGCUGUUCCACCGGGUGAGAUUGACAUAAUCUCCCCCUGCAAACUGAUAGACCGGACCCAUAACGUGACAGAGAAAGUCACUCAGGUGCUGUCUCUGGGUGCAGAUGUCCUUCCGGAGUAUAAGCUCCAGGCUCCCCGAAUCCACAAAUGGACCAUUUUACACUACAGUCCCUUCAAAGCAGUCUGGGACUGGGUCAUCUUACUGCUGGUCAUCUAUACGGCGAUCUUUACACCGUAUUCGGCUGCGUUCCUGCUCAGCGAUGAGGAAGAGGCCGCCAUGCAGCGCUGCGGCUACUCUUGCAGUCCACUCAAUGUGGUAGACCUCAUUGUGGAUAUCAUGUUCGUAGUGGACAUUGUGAUUAACUUUCGCACAACCUACGUGAACAGCAAUGAUGAAGUGGUCAGUCAUCCCGGCCGAAUAGCCAUCCACUAUUUUAAAGGCUGGUUCCUCAUAGACAUGGUGGCUGCCAUUCCUUUCGACUUGCUCAUUUAUCGCUCUGUGGAAGAUACGACAACUCUGAUUGGUCUGUUGAAGACUGCUCGGCUGCUGCGAUUAGUGCGUGUGGCGCGUAAACUCGAUCGCUACUCCGAGUAUGGAGCCGCGGUGCUCUUUCUCCUCAUGUGCACCUUUGCAUUAAUUGCUCACUGGCUGGCCUGCAUCUGGUAUGCUAUUGGGAAUGUGGAGAGGAACGGCCCGUCUCGGAUCGGUUGGCUUGAUUCUUUGGGUGAUCAGCUGGGGAAGCCAUAUAAUAAGACAAAUCCUGCAUCAGGACCCUCUAUUAAAGAUAAAUACGUCACUGCCCUCUACUUCACCUUCAGCAGCCUCACCAGCGUGGGAUUUGGAAACAUCUCCCCAAACACCAACUCUGAGAAGAUCUUCUCAAUCUGUGUCAUGCUUAUUGGAGCGCUGAUGUAUGCUAGCAUAUUUGGAAAUGUGUCAGCCAUCAUCCAGAGGCUGUACUCUGGCACCGCGCGUUACCACACUCAGAUGCUGCGGGUUCGGGAGUUCAUCCGUUUCCACCAGAUCCCCAACCCACUCAGGCAAAGGCUGGAGGAGUAUUUUCAGCAUGCUUGGUCCUACACUAAUGGCAUUGACAUGAAUGCUGUGCUAAAGGGGUUCCCAGAGUGCUUACAAGCAGACAUCUGUUUGCAUCUGAAUCGUACACUGCUGCAGAACUGUAAAGCUUUCAAGGGCUCCACUAAAGGUUGCUUACGUGCUUUGGCUAUGAAGUUCAAGACAACACAUGCUCCACCUGGAGACACCUUGGUCCACGCUGGUGAUGUCAUUUCAGCACUAUACUUCAUUUCUCGUGGCUCCAUUGAGAUCUUAAAGGGAGAUGUGGUAGUGGCCAUUUUGGGCAAGAAUGAUGUAUUCGGAGAGCCCAUUAACUUAUAUGCGCGUCCUGGAAAGUCAAGUUCUGAUGUGAGAGCACUUACGUACUGUGACCUGCAUAAAAUCCACAGAGAUGAUAUAGUGGAGGUCUUGGACAUGUAUCCAGAGUUCUCAGACUACUUCUGGAGCAACCUGGAGAUCACCUUCAACUUGAGAGAUACUAACACUAAAGCUAGGUCAAUUAGCAGUGACACUGAAGAUUCUGACCAUGGCUGUCUUGACCAUAACACACGAAGAGCAAAGCUGUUCUUCCAGUCGAACAGAAACUCUAUCCAACAAGCAGAUACAGAGAAAACUGAAGAAAAUCUCAAUAAGGCGACUUUCAGAACUCAGAAUUCAAGCAAGCAGCACAAGGAUAGACAAGCUGCUCAUCGGGACUCCCAGUCCAGCAGUGAUGAAGAGGAAGAGACCCGACGGCCCACUGCGAUAGUAGACAGCUCUCAGAGCCGUAUCACUAGUGUCAGCAAUGCUAAUGGAGACAAGAACCACAACAGCAGCAACUCUUUCAAUGCACUGUCAGGUGCUCUUUCUGGGGUUUCUAACAUCUUCAGCUUCUGGGGGGACUGUCGUGGCCAUCAGUACCAGGAAGUACCCAGCCACAGCAUGUCCUUACCCUCAUCUUCGGUGCCCUCUAAUACUGUUCUGCACAGUGUUACCCAUCAUCAUUGCACUGAGGUAGAGAAUAGACUGGAAAUGAUGCAGAGACAGCUCCACCGUUUGGAGAAGCGCAUGUCAACAGACAUGGGGGCCAUAAUGCAGUUGCUUCAGAGGCAGAUGGUACUAGUUCCACCAGCCUACAGCUCUAUGACUUCCCCUGUAGAAGCAUCUCUUAAUCCUCCCAAACCAGGCCGGAAAUUGGUGUAUCCUGUCAACCCUUUAGAGACAGAAACACCAGCCAUUCUCUCUGAGAUACUUGACCCCCACGAAUUUGCUGGCAGUGCCAAAAAGUCCAGUGAAAGUCUGUUAGGCGCAAUGGAGCUCCAGCUCCUGGACUCUUCCUUACAGCCCUCCUCUGAGACUCCUUCUGGGGCUUAUACGGGACGAUGGCCACAUGGCAUGGGCCACAAUGCAACAAAUGUCCCUGAUUAUCUUCCAGCUCACACUGAUCACCAACAAACAGUCAUAGAUGAUCGAGGUAGUUGUAGUUUUUUGGAUGCAGAGCCUAUUGGAACUGUUCACCAUUCAGAGUCUGGACUGAGGUUAGAUUUGGAGUGCUCAAGACGCCUAUCACUGCCAGUGCAUCAUCAAGUAGAGGAUGAUUCCUCAAUCCAAAAACGACAUGCCUCUAAUCCAGGGUGUUAAGAUUGAAACUUUUAUUCAAAAUCUCAGUGGAAAACAAUGCAUACAUCCUAACGGCCACAGCAAUGUUGGCAGGGUGUUUUGAAGUCCUUCUACUUCAGGUUCAUAUGAAUUACCUCAAAGAGUCUAACGUUGAGGCAUUAUUAAUGUCCCUGUGGUUUGGAAGAUUUGUGUUAGCUGGUCUAACGGUACUUGUUUUUAUCUGCCUCUUUGCGAAAGUGUUUUCUCGUUAUUUUGAGGUGUGAAUGUAUGAUUUCAUUAGCGUAUCAAUUUUUUUAACAGUGUGGUUUUGUGUUGAAUUGAUUGUUUGUUUGGAUGUCUUGGACAUAUUGUAGCAAUACACUGGAAAGUCCUAUCAGAGUAUGAUUUAUUAGGGUUUAAAUGGUCAUUUGGAAAUUUUAUCUCAGGUGGAGGAACCCGAAGCUCAUCUCUAGUAGCUGAAAUACCUCAUAGAGUGAGUUAUUCCAGGGAACACCGGUGAAUCCUGCUGAACAACAUGCCCAUAGUUUACAUGACAGAAAGCAUGUGUUUAUAUCUCUCAAGGCCAUCCAGUGCACAGAUUUUCCCUUCAGAAUAUGUUAUCACUCCAAGUAUAUAAUCAUCAAUUUGGCUAAAAGGUCAAAAUCUGAUUUAGACAGUUUAUGAAUGAAAACCCAUUUUGAUCAUAAUCCAUAUUAUUAGUGCAAUUAGUGUUGAAAUAUACAUAUAUAUAUAUAUAUAUAACACAUGAUAUCAGUUAGCACUGGUUCAUGCCAAACACAUCCAGUAGUAAGCCAUACUAUAAAUGUGAAAGAUAUUUAUAGGGAAUGUGGAUUAUAGAAAGAGUAUAGCUUGCAAUGUUAAUAUGUAUUAUAACUUGUAAUUUAUUGCAAAUCUCAGUAGGAAUAUUUAUUGUUAGCUUACUAUAAAUUGAUUA